This is a messenger RNA of Colletotrichum destructivum, 300 nucleotides long. RefSeq lists its product as uncharacterized. The transcript has 2 exons. Lineage: Eukaryota; Fungi; Ascomycota; Sordariomycetes; Glomerellales; Glomerellaceae. The record is from RefSeq and is a predicted model, not a curated record. Bases 4 to 249 code for a protein of 81 amino acids.
CGUAUGUCGACGCCUUCCACUAAUUUGCGAACGAUGAACGUGGCGGGUUGUUGGGUAGGGGGAGACGAUGACGGCCCCUUAAUCGCCGUGAAGAAAUAUUUAGCUUCUUUCAGUGCUUUCUUUGCCCCUACUUGUUUUAACCUCAGUCUCCUACAUCUUGUAACUCACUCGGGCUGCCUGGCUUCAUUUGACGAUGAAACGAGUUCGUCUAGACUCAGUCAUUUGUUCAGGAAAAAUGGCAUCAAAUAAUUUUCACAUACCCAUACAUUCGAACCUUGAUGGACCGAAGAUGGACAGUUU